UUGGAUGUAUUUAUUGAUUUUAUUGACUUCAGCUUAACUAUUCAGUCAUUCGAUAGUGGUAGGCGUGAUUGCGAAACAUUCUUGAAUUAUGAAAAAUGUGUGUCUGAGCUACAGGAAAAGAUAAGCUUCUUGAAUGCCGAACUGCAAGAAAAGGAAGCCCUGAUCGAGAGUGAAAGAUCCGCACACAAGGCUCAGUUGCGAGAUUUUAUCACAGCUGUAAAGGUAGCUGAGAGAUGUCGCGAGGAGGCUCAGUUGGAGUUAACGCAGUGGGCUCCGCUUUUGUCAUUCAUUUUAUUUGUGAUCAUGAUAAAAUUGGUGAUUUAA
This is a messenger RNA of Cylicostephanus goldi, 324 nucleotides long. NCBI's taxonomy places the organism in Eukaryota, Metazoa, Nematoda, Chromadorea, Rhabditida, Strongylidae. The record is from the annotation of a GenBank genome assembly.